GUUUUUGAGAGAUCAUAACUUGAUCGUGAGAGACUAAAGCUACUGGGGUAAAAAGUGGACCAUAUUUUUUUUAACUGCUCCAGAAGGAUCUGUAAAAUUCUACUAAGAAAAGUGCUUCUGAGAGUACAGGAAACCAUCAGCAAGAACUGUACGCCUACCUAGACACUACAGCCAGCACCCUAUACUUUCCAGUUCUGCAGCUGUUAAACUUAAAAAAAGUUUGCAUACUUGCAAGAGGAGAGAUUUUAUCCGUUUGCAAUCAGUGUUCGUGUUAUUGUUGCUUGGUGCAAAAGUCUAUAGAUAGGUUUUCUUCCCACGUCAGGCUGUCGCUACUCACAGAUUUUCGUAUGAAUCUACUUGAUCCUUUCAUGAAAAUGAACGACGAGCAGAAGUGCAUUUCUGACGCCCCCAGCCCCUCAAUGUCUGAGGAUUCUGCAGGGUCUCCGUGUUCACCGGGCUCGGGUUCGGAUACCGAAAACACCCGCCCUCAGGAAAACAGCUUUCUCAAGGGGGACGAUCAAGACAUAAAGAGGGAGAACGCUGACGAUGACAAGUUUCCUGUCUGCAUCAGGGAAGCCGUGACCCAGGUGCUGAAAGGUUACGACUGGACCCUGGUGCCCAUGCCAGUUCGGGUGAACGGCUCCAGUAAAAGCAAACCUCAUGUGAAGAGACCCAUGAAUGCGUUUAUGGUGUGGGCUCAAGCAGCUCGGAGGAAGCUCGCCGAUCAAUAUCCGCAUCUGCAUAAUGCUGAACUCAGUAAAACUCUGGGGAAACUAUGGAGAUUACUCAAUGAGAGUGAAAAGCGUCCAUUUGUGGAAGAGGCAGAAAGACUGAGGGUGCAACACAAAAAAGACCAUCCUGAUUAUAAGUAUCAACCACGGAGGAGAAAGUCGGUGAAAAAUGGACAGACUGAACAGGAAGAUGGAACAGAGCAAACUCAUAUCUCACCUAACGCCAUUUUCAAGGCUUUGCAGGCCGACUCCCCCCAUUCCUCUUCUAGCAUGAGUGAAGUGCAUUCCCCAGGAGAACAUUCAGGGCAAUCUCAAGGUCCUCCAACUCCCCCUACUACACCUAAAAACGAUGUGCAGAACGGGAAGCCAGAUCUUAAGCGAGAAGGUCGUCCUAUUCAAGAGGGUGGGAGGCAACCUCAUAUUGACUUUCGAGAUGUGGACAUUGGUGAGCUCAGCAGUGAUGUUAUCUCCACUAUAGAAACUUUUGAUGUCAAUGAAUUUGAUCAGUACUUGCCUCCCAAUGGCCAUCCAGGAAUUGCAGUGAGCCAUGGCCAGACAGGCCAGGUUACGUAUGCAGGCACCUAUGGUAUCAGCAGUACACCAGUCACUCAGGCCAGUACAGGUCAUGCUUGGAUGCCCAAGCAGCCACUCCAGCAGCAACAGCAGCAGCAGCAACCACAGCAGCAGCACCAUUCGUUAACUUCUAUUAGCAGUGAGCAAGGUCAGGCUCAGCAAAGGACUCACAUCAAGACUGAGCAGUUGAGCCCAAGCCAUUACAGUGAGCAACAGCAUUCACCUCAGCAGAUCAGUUACAGCCCGUUCAAUCUUCAGCAUUAUGGCUCUUCCUACCCAACCAUCACACGCUCAUAUGACUUCACAGACCACCAAAAUGGCAACUCUUAUUACAGCCACGCUGCUAGCCAGAGUUCCAGCCUAUACUCCACAUUCACUUACAUGGGUUCCACACAACGACCUAUGUAUACCCCCAUUGCAGACACCACAGGGGUACCUUCUAUUCCCCAGACCCAUAGCCCACAGCACUGGGAACAACCAGUCUACACACAACUUACUAGGCCGUGAAAAACAAACAAGAAAAGACUUUAAAGUGGCAUCAGACUUUAAGACAUUGAACUGAACAGCACAAAAAAAAAAGACAAAGCAGGCCACUGCACUUUACUGCUCCCGUAGAAACUGAAGCAGAGACACCAUGCUGAGGACAGAGCAAAUCUAGUUUGAGCAUUGUAAAACUGGACUCUUUACAUUGUUUUUUUAUGUUUUGUUCUUAUGUCAAGCAAACUGAUUAUGAGCUGGUUAACUUAGACAGGGCCUGUGUUUGUAUUUAAAGUUAUUUUUUAGCAUAUUAAUAAAAGCAAGCUCCUCUGUGAGGAUAAUAAUCUUUAUUUUAAAUAUUUUAGUAUGUACUGUGUAUGAUUCAUUACCAUCUGUUUUUUUUUUGUGGGGAUUUAUACAUAUGUGUACAAAUAUUAAGAAUUGCUCUUAUUUGUACUUUUUUUACUGCCUCAGUGUAUGCAGUCAAGCCACUCUGUAGUGAGGCACUCUGCUUGAGUUUUCUUAUUCUCAGAAUAUAUUUUUGUAUAGAGAAAAAAACUGUCUUGUACUUGUUUCCUCCGUUUGUACAUUCAUUUGCUUUCAUUUCCCAUAUUUGAAAUUGUCACUGCUGGGUUUACAGUUGGUGAAAAUAAAAAUACUAUUUUGUAGAGAUUCUUCAUGAAGUUGUACCGAAAUACUUGUCUGUACCAACUAGUGAUAAUAAUAAUUUGGGGACUAAUUAUUUUCACAGUAUAUUCUACCUGCCCAUCCAUAAUUGAUAUUUUAAUUCCAUAUUACACAAACUAAAGUCAGGUAUGAAUACUGAAUUAUUUUUCUGGAAAAGUUAUGGAUAAUGCUCGGCAAGUGGCCAGUACUUUAUGUAUACUACCUGGCAACUUCUUCCUGCCCCACCCUACUUCCCCUUUAGGCUACAUAUUUGAAACAGAUGCAAGACAUGGCCUUAACCCAUUGAGUACUGAAAUGCUGCAGCCCCAUGCGCCUUUUCAGCUGUUCGCUUGCAAUGUUGAAAUUAUUUAUUAGCGCUGCUUUGACUAUAGUUCUGUCUAACUUGAACAGCUGCCCUAGUCCUUUUUCAAAUAGUAAUGUGAAAUAAUGAAGUAUGGUGCAAAUUGUAACCAUUUUGUUUUAUUUAUCUUUUAAUGCUCUUUCUUUAUUGACACUAGCAUUUCCUUAAACUGCAUUCAUUGAAUUUGUACAUAUGUGCUAAUUCAUUUUCAUUUAAACGAUUGAAAUUAAGUAAGAGAUUGCCAUUUUCUGACAUACUCUUAGUGUUGCACUGAACAUAUAUGGUUUUGGCUUCAAUCGUUUCUUGUAUCAAUCAAUAUACAGAAACUCUUAGAAUGAUAUUUUGCAUUUGUUUCUAAAAUAGUCUUGUGACAUUCUUAUUUUUCAGACAGUUGUGGCAGACUUGUAAAAUAGUAAGAAAAUGAUUUUUCAUGAGAUAAUUAUAUUUGACAGUUUAUCUAAAAUGUAAAAUAAUAUGUUACAGGAAAUUUUAAGCACUCUCGUUUUCUGUUUCAUUUUGUAUUGUGUAUAAAAGCCAAACUUUUAAAAUAUUUCUCUUAACUUAAAAGACCUGUCAAUAAAUCACUUAUGUUGUCCUUAGAUGAGACCUGUGCCAGCAUUUCUCUUUUGAAAGAAACUUACCUUUUGUAUUUUAUUUGUUCACAAUAAACUUAAAAAUGCAGUAAAAUAAAACAGAUGGUAUUGCAUACUUCUUAACUGUAUAAUUGUCAGUUGUAUAUCUGAGUUUAACUGCGCCUUUUUAUGGUGCUUUUUACUUGCUUAUUUAAUCAAAUAUAAUGUCUACUGAAAAGUAAAUACGCUUACAUCAUCCCAUGUGUAAGUCAAUUACUUCUGUUUUCCAUGUUUUGUUGUGUAAGUACAUCUGAUAAACAUGCUUUAAAGUUACAUAUGCAGGCUUGUCCAGUAGGAUAAGCUAGUUCAAACUGGCUAACUCAAAUCCUCAGCUGUUGUGAAGCCAAUGGGACAUAGUUGGCACCAUUUAGGAGGUAAACUAAUUGUCGGUUUGCAGCUGACUCUGAGGUUUCACUUAGGCUGCUAGUAACAUUUGGGUUUUCAUGGCUUAUAUUUGGAGGCAAGCGUGCGCGCACACACACACACACACACUAGUAAUCCUUUUUGUGUAAUUGUUGAUGCAUUAUGUGUUGUCUGGGCCUAUGCCACGGCGCAGAAGUUGGCCUGCAGGGGAAAGAUGGAGAUGAAGAGAUUAUAAGAAGGAGCAAAAUAACCUGUCUGCACUUCCUUCAAAACACUUUACAAGUCAUUCUGUUUUGUCAUUGUGUACGUUUUCCAUAUACAUUCCUUUUUUUGCAUCAAACUGUAUUACCCAUUCAUGUUUUACAUGAAAGUAACAAAUGGUGGCUUAUGAAUAAAAAACGUAAAAAGUU
Molecule: messenger RNA, 4213 nt
Organism: Protopterus annectens (West African lungfish)
Lineage: Eukaryota; Metazoa; Chordata; Ceratodontiformes; Protopteridae
Gene: SOX9
Product: SRY-box transcription factor 9
Exons: 3
Coding region: 348-1811 (487 amino acids)
Biological process (GO): heart development; positive regulation of chondrocyte differentiation; chondrocyte differentiation
Cellular component (GO): nucleus
Molecular function (GO): DNA-binding transcription factor activity, RNA polymerase II-specific; RNA polymerase II cis-regulatory region sequence-specific DNA binding
Source: RefSeq, a predicted model, not a curated record